CAGCAUACUCGCUACGUCCCAUAUCGUUAUUAGAGCACCAUCAUACGAAUAUAAUAGAUAUGAGGCCCGCGCAAGUUGGAAACAUCGCUUUGAAGGCUGUAUUCUGUGCUUGUGUAGUGUAUACGAUAACGCAUCUAACUCAGAAAGAUAACACUGAAGCACGUGAUGCUCUGAAUGCACUACACUCAGGCUUACAUAGCGGUGUUGAAACUGUGCAGAGAUAUGUUAUCGAUACACAAAACACAUACCAAUCUAGAGAACCAAUAAUCUCCACAAUACCUGCUGGCGGUAGUGUUAAUCAGGCUGGACUCACUGAUACCUACUACCUUGGUUAUGGACCCAACGAUGGAGGCGAUUUGCGCGUUAAGUUUGAAACAGCGUACUAUGAGGCACAAGGCUUAGGUAACGAAGAAGGACUGGAUAGCCGAUCGAGAGUGGACGCUAAAAACAAUUACAUACUAUCGAAGACUAGUAAGUACAUAGAUGAGAGCUAUCCAACAGGAGAAGUAACUCUAGUUACUGGACUAUGGGACCUCGGUAGGGGUGGUUUGGUGAAAAGCGACUUUAAACGGCCUUUCAGUCAGUAUAUUGAUGGACUUAAAGCGAAUUUUCUGAUGAGUCCAAUGCCCAAAAUAUUGUUUCUUCCGCGUGAAUUUGCUGAGCAAAUAAGAGAAUUUGUUUUCGAGAAGGUUGUCAACUUGCGCGUGAUUCCUUUGGAAUUGGAUCAGAUGGAAAAGUGGUAUGGGGAUGCACAUGAGGACAUGCAGAAAAUCCGCACCGACCCCAAAUGGAGUGAUAUAUAUGGGAAGGAUGGCUGGCUGGCGAAAUCACCUCAAAGUACUCUAAAGAAUUACAACACGGUGGUUAUGUACAAGAUUUUUAUGCUUCGCAUAGCUGCGCGAUUGAAUCACUUCGAUACAAAAUCAUUUUUAUUUGUGGACGCGAAGCAUAUGUGCAUGGAUCCUCACCGGAUGAUCACCAAGAAUAUGGGUAUCUUCAAGGAGCACAUGCAGAAGUUCCUGACCACCCACUUUUUCUACGGGCCGUCGGGAGAGACACACGGGUUUGUAAACGCGGAAUUUAUGAAGUGGCUAAACUUACCGGAGCAUUCACAGCACAAAGUGUGCAGAGGGGGCGUAUUUGGGGGUAAGCGAGAAUCUAUUGAAAUGGUCGCUGCUGUGUACGAGAAUAUUAUGCGACAACAUCUAAAAGACGGUUACAUGGGGACGGAGGAGAACGUGUUUUCCAUCUCUCUAUACAGGUACCCACAGUUGUUUAUGGCCAUGAACAAUGAUAACGCUUGUGUGGAGUCUACAUCACAAGACAAAACUUGUGAGGGCUUCACUAAUACUGCAAAUUUCUGUGCGAUAUUCGAUUGGGCCUAUCACGGAGGACCAAAGAGGGAUGGCAAGAGAGUAGAGUAUCAAGACAGGGGCUAGAACGUUUGAACUGGCCGGUGCUCUGAUAAGGUUCCGAUUUAAGACAAGAAACGAAAGUUUAGUAUAGGUGGAAUGAAAUAGAAACACCAGAUUAUAAAAUGCUCAGAUUUACUAGGAGUUGUAUAGUUAUACAAUGGGUCCUAGACCCGCUUGAUAGUUUGGUAUGCUGACAUGUAAGUGUAUAUGUGGGUAAUAGUAAUUGCCCCCAGCCUUGCAUUCACAAAUUUCUACAUACGAUGCAGA
Molecule: messenger RNA, 1682 nt
Organism: Sphaeroforma arctica JP610
Lineage: Eukaryota; Ichthyosporea; Ichthyophonida
Exons: 1
Coding region: 60-1439 (459 amino acids)
Source: RefSeq, a predicted model, not a curated record